AUGCAUGGCGGCGUCGAAAGAACCCGACGCGCGGAUUACAGGAAAGGACUGGGCGGCACAGGAGCGGCUUGCGUGCUGCAUGCCUCUUUACCCAACGCCGGCCGGCUGGUUAUACCUCAAAAUGGCGGGAUCGCUCCCGUCCGCUGGCUCCACACGAAGACCCUUGAGCUUCAGCAAGCCACCAAACGAAAGCAUGCAAUGUGUGCGCUCGUAGAACAAGGGGCUUGGGGACUUCUCUGCCCCGUGCUAUCAACCACCUUGGUCGAGUCUCACUUACGGGCUGCUUCAUUUGAAGCUAUGGCACGCGGGUCCAAAGACGAGAUGACGCUUGCAACCCGCAUCAGCACAGGUGCGCCAAGGAGAAGGAGAGCAUGGCAGAUUCCGUUUGGCUGGUUCUUGGAGCAAUGCAAGUCCCGGCCGGCAUACAAGCCCUUCUGA
Molecule: messenger RNA, 438 nt
Organism: Colletotrichum paranaense
Lineage: Eukaryota; Fungi; Ascomycota; Sordariomycetes; Glomerellales; Glomerellaceae
Exons: 1
Coding region: 1-438 (145 amino acids)
Source: RefSeq, a predicted model, not a curated record